UGAGUUUGUUAAAAAAAUAGCUGUCGUUGUCAUAAAUCCAAGUUUUUAUACCGGUAUGGACGCAAGUUGUGAACAUUGGUGUUGUGCUGUUUGCGUGUGAUUGAAUCAGUUCCUCUCAUCUUUGUGUCAACAAUAGAAAAUACUAAUUGGAUUUCAUUUUCUGACGGAUAAAACCUCGAGACACUUUGUAAAAGUUUCUCGGUUUGGUAAACGAGACAAAGUAAACUAUAACUUUCUCAGGAGGAGAAUAUUAUUGUCUGAUUUUUUACCUUACAAGACAUCACAUGCGCUAAAUUGUUCAUAAAAAUUUGUCAAGCCACGAAUGCAUUUGACGUUUAUGUAUGACAAGCAAGUUGACACGUGCUGUUGAUCAUAUAUGGUGGUCGAAUAAAGGUUCUCAAAGUAAAAAAAAAUAACACGUGGGGAAAACACCUGAAAAUUCUGGAUUGGAAGACAAUCAAACGAUCUUUUUCAUACACAGAAUCCUUGACAGUUUAUUACUGAGAAUGGAAAUUCGCUCGUGAGCUACCACCGGAAAUAAAGUCACUCACUAUGAAUCAAUUCAAUUUCAAUCUCACUUGGGGAAAGAUUUUCUGGAAUUGAGAUCUACUGCUGGAGAGAAAGUUCUGGUUACAGUUUGCUUUGCUGGAGAUGUGGAGGUUGUAAAAGUGUGAACUGAAAUAGUGCUGAAUACAAUAAAAUACUGAAGCAUGGAGUGAACGAGGGAUUAAGCAGAGUGUGUGUGCGUGUGUGGAAUUACAUAGAUUAGAAAUUAGUGAUCUUCGUAAACCCUUUUUAGCCAGGGAACUGUUAUAUGAUGAGGAGCACUUCCUUCCUCUUCCUCGUGGGAGUUUUUAGUCUGUCUCACUCCUGGAUUGUUGGUGGACCUCAUAGAAAUGCACGACAAGAUAGCACAUCUUCCCAUUUUCUUCCUCGACUAUUUCCACGCGUCUUUCCUUCCGGAAUAAAUUGUUCCGGGACAGGAUGCACGCUUGCAAUUUUGUGCUGGUUGACCAGAACGGGGUGUCAAAGCACGGCAGCUUCUACUACUUCAUUUAUCUCCACGCGACAAGAUCACAGACGCGCUGAACCAAUUGAAAGCAAUGACAUUUCCGUCAAUGACUAUGAAGUCGAGUGUGGCGUUCAAAAAAUGGUUGCCCAAAAACGAAUCAUUGGAGGACAAACUGCUUCAUUCGGCGAACUCCCAUGGCAAGCUCAUAUCCGAAUUAGCGGAUUCCAAUGUGGGGGAGUACUUGUGAAUCAUUAUUACGUAGCUACAGCCGCGCAUUGUGUUCACCGGAGUAAGUUGUCCGACAUUACAAUUUACCUGGGAGAGCAUGACACAAAAAAUACUGGGAGGUGGAUGGAACCCCUGCCAGAAGAAAGCUUCGCCGUUGUGGAGAGAAUUAUUCACCCACGAUUCAAAUACAUGCUGACACAACCGGAUCGAUUCGACGUUGCUCUCCUCAGAUUGCAUCGUCCUGUCCGGUACAAGGCCAACAUUUUACCCAUUUGUUUGCCCCCAGAUGACCCAACGUUCCCGACUACCAUGACCGUGGGGAUUGUCUCAGGGUGGGGAAAAACCACGACUUCUUAUGGUAAAACGGGGACCAACGUGUUGCAGAAGGUCUUAGUUCCUGUCAUCCCGAAUGACGAGUGUCGUCGCUGGCACCAUCAAAAACAUAUCCGAGUCGAACUUCACGACGAGAUGUUUUGCGCCGGGCACAGGAAUGGUCUCAUGGACGCUUGCUUGGGCGAUUCUGGAGGUCCGCUAAUCGUGAUGAACGAGGGAAGAUGGACUCUGGCAGGGAUUACCUCGGCAGGAUUUGGUUGUGCGGUUGAUCGCCAGCCCGGAAUCUACCACAAGGUCGCGACAACUGCGAGAUGGAUAAGGGCACAAAUAAGCGCAAGGAAAUGAGAUAACUUCGUAAAAGUCAUUGUUAAUCAAGACCAGAUGAACAAAGUAUUAUUAUUUAAUUGUUCUUUAAAUGCAAGAACUGAAAGGAACUGAUAUUUUUAUGUUUCGUUUUAAAUCGCUUAAGUUUCCCCGUUUUUAUAUUUUUAUAUUUUAGUGUUCUUCGUUAUCUUAUCAAUGUGUGUACAUAUGGGAAAAGAAAUGGAAUAGUAAUAAUUAUAGUUUUAAAUGAUUACCGAAAGUUAGUACAGGUUAAUUGUUUUUGAGAUUUAUCUUCCAUUAUGGCCUUUAAGUAUAUAUGAAAAAUACAAAAUAAGUUAUUUUUUUAUUUAAGCUCUUCUUAAACUCUUCCUAACCUACUGAUUAAUAAUUAAUGCAUAACUAUUGUGGAAUUGAGAUGUUAUAAAAAUAGGAGGAAAUAAAUUGAUGUGAAUUAUGGGGUUAAAAGUUAGAUACCUA
Molecule: messenger RNA, 2374 nt
Organism: Folsomia candida
Lineage: Eukaryota; Metazoa; Arthropoda; Collembola; Entomobryomorpha; Isotomidae
Product: serine protease 27
Exons: 13
Coding region: 815-1918 (367 amino acids)
Biological process (GO): proteolysis
Molecular function (GO): serine-type endopeptidase activity
Source: RefSeq, a predicted model, not a curated record